Alligator sinensis (Chinese alligator) is the source of this 3998-nucleotide messenger RNA. It is a transcript of the gene PHLDB1, whose product is annotated as pleckstrin homology like domain family B member 1. The record is from RefSeq and is a predicted model, not a curated record. The transcript has 20 exons. Bases 325 to 2769 code for a protein of 814 amino acids. Lineage: Eukaryota; Metazoa; Chordata; Crocodylia; Alligatoridae. Gene Ontology annotation, biological process: regulation of microtubule cytoskeleton organization. Gene Ontology annotation, cellular component: basal cortex.
UGUCUCCGGCUGCUGCCCGGUCACGUGCCCCACAGGCGGGCUCCUGCGCGGGUGGUGCUGAGCGCAGGUGGGCAGGAGGGCGAAAGGGCCUGAAUGGGCACCGUGGAAGAGGGCAGGACCCCGCUGUGAGAGCGCCAGCGCCUGGAGACCAUCCUGAACCUGUGUGCGGAGUACAGCCGCACUGAUGGGGCCGCAGACGUGGGCGAUGCGCACCGGCUCUUCCCCGGCGAUGGCACGCUGACAGGCAGGCGGCCCUCCAAGGGCUCAGCCGGCUUGGCUGUCCUGGGCCUCGGGCGCUCCUUGGAGGAGCAUGGGGAGCCCCUCAUGCACCGGCAGAUGAUGGAGAACCUGGAGAAGUCGGAUGAGGAGAAUCUCAAGGAGGAGUGCAGCAGCACGGAGAGCACCCACCAUGAGCACGAGGAGUCCACGGGGGGCAGGGCCAAGGAGGCAGCUCUGCUGGAGGAGGAGCGGGCGCAGGUGCUGGCUCAAGUGGAUGAGCUCAAGUGCUGCGUAAAGGAGCUGGAGCAGCAGCUGCAGGAGUCGUCCCGCGAGGCGGAGAUGGAGCGGGCUCUGGUGCAGGGAGAGCGCGAGGCAGAGUUGAUGCAGCUGCAGCAGGAGCAGAAGAUGGCUCAGCAGCUUCAGGAGAAGCUGUCCGGCCUGGACGCUGCCGUCCAGAGGGAGCGCGACAAGGAGAGGGCAAAGGUUGAUGCUGAAAGGAAGGAGCUAGAGAAACUCCAGGCGCUUUACAAUGAGUCGAAGAGCCAGCUUGAUAACUGCCCUGAGUCAAUGCGGGAGCAGUUACAGGACCAGAUGAGAAGGGAGGCCGAGGCCCUGGAGACGCAGACCAAGGUGUUCGAGGACCUGGAGUUCCAGCAGCUGGAGAAGGAGAGUCGCCUGGAGGAGGAGCGCGAGACCGUGAGCCAGCAGCUGCUGCAGAGCAAGGCCGAGUGUCACCGCAGCAUGGCCAGGAGAAAGGAGCGCGUGGCCGCCCUGGAGAGCCAGGCCAGCCAGAUCCGGCUGCAGGCCGCGCGGGACUCAGAGCGCCUGGCCACUGAGAAGAGCACCGUGCUGCAGCUGCUGCACAAGGAGAAGGAGAAGCUCGUCUCCCUCGAGCGUCGCUACCACCUCGUCACUGGUGGCAGGAGCUUCCCCCGGACCUCAUCCGCGCUCAAGGAGCAGGACACGCUUCAUAUCUCAGAGCACUAUGACCUGCUGGAGGAAGCUCAGCCCCAGCCCCCCCUGCCCGGAGCCGCUGCUUCCCCAGCUGCUGCUUCCUCUGCCCGCUCCUGCCCCACGAUGCAAGAGAUGAAGAAGCAGCUUGCAGGGAGCCCGGGGCAGCUCCCGGCCCUCGAUUUAGAGAAGUGGUACGAGGAGGUCAUGGCUGGCAUGGAGGCCUCCUCCCCUGCCUCUCCUCCCUCCUCCCCUCCUCCUCUUCCUGCUAAAGCUCACUCCUCUCGAAAGCCGCUCCAGGUCUAUCGUGCCAAGCUGGACAGCGACAGCAGCAGCUCGCUCCCAUGUGCCAGGGUUGGGGCCCCGUCAUCCUCCCAGCUCAGCGUGGCCACGCUGGGACGCAGCUCCUCGCCAAAGGGCCCCCUGCACCCACAGAACAGCACGGGAAGCCUGCCCCGCAACCUGGCAGCCACGCUGCAGGACAUCGAGGCCAAGCGCCAGCGGGCGCUGCAGCAGAAGGCCGGCUCGCUCCCCGCGGAGCCCUUGCAGCCAGACGAUGUCUCAGCUGCAGGUCAGCAGGUGAUAGAGGAGCAGAAGCGGCGCCUGGCGGAGCUGAAGCAGAAAGCGGCAGCUGAGGCGCAGUCCCAGUGGGAAGCCCUGCACGGGCCGCCCCACUUCCCCCCACCCUCCUACCCUCCGUUCAUGCAUCACUCCAUCCUCCAUCACCACCCCCCGCACGGCCUCGGGCCCCGGGCUGAGGACCCCGACCAUGCCUACGACACGCUCAGCCUGGAGAGCUCGGACAGCCUGGAAACCAGCGUCUCCACUGGCAACAACUCAGCCUGCUCACCCGAUAACAUGUCCAGUGCCAGCGGCAUGGAGGUGGGGAAGAUCGAGGAGAUGGAGAAGAUGCUGAAGGAGGCCCACGCGGAGAAGUCCCGCCUCAUGGAGUCACGGGAGCGGGAGAUGGAGCUGCGGCGACAGGCCCUGGAGGACGAGCGGAGGCGGCGGGAGCAGCUGGAGCGGCGGCUGCAGGAUGAGACGGCCCAGCGGCAGAAGCUGGUUGAGAAGGAGGUCAAGAUGCGGGAGAAGCACUUUUCCCAGGCACGGCCCCUCACCAGGUACCUGCCCAUUCGCAAGGAGGACUUUGACCUGAAGCUGCACAUCGAGUCCUCGGGCCACAGCGUGGACACGUGCUGCCAUGUCAUCCUGAGUGAGAAGAUGUGCAAGGGCUACCUGGUUAAGAUGGGCGGCAAGAUCAAGUCCUGGAAGAAGCGCUGGUUCGUCUUCGACCGCAUGAAGCGCACAGUUUCCUACUACGUUGACAAACACGAGACGAAGCUCAAGGGAGUGAUCUAUUUCCAAGCCAUAGAGGAGGUUUAUUACGACCAUCUCCGCAGCGCUGCUAAGAAAGGACUUUUCAACCUCAGCCUAGCGAAUCAAUUAGCAGAUAUCCUCCCCACUCGCUUCCGAAGAGAGGUUUGUCUCCGUGUGCUUGCCUGUCCCUGCCUCUUUUUCUGGUGUGCCAGGUGCCUUGGCCUGGCUGCCCCUGGUGUGUGUGUGUGUGUGCAUGCGCUGGUUUUGCACAGGAAAGGUUGAGCCUUGCUGCGUCCUAGUCUGUGCGCUCUGAGUACUGGUCUCCGCUCUGCAGCAGUGUGCUGCUGCCUUGCACUUGGCUUUCUGGGGACGGGGCAGCAGAGCACCCUUUGGGAUGCUGGCCCCACCGCUACAGCCACGGCUGUAACAGCAUGGCGAUCAAGGCACCUUUCUGUUAACUGGUCACAGACACGCUGCAUCCCCAGGACGCUCUGGGGCUGAGCAGCUCCCCCUGGAGCAGCAGGUGCUUUGCUAUCAGCUGCGAUGGGGUCAGCUGUGCAGGCUGCAGUGACAGGCUAAAUGGCACGGUUCCCUUUGGCACCCGAAGCUUGGCAGGAGAGGGGUAGGGGUAGGGGUAGGGACAAGCAACCACAGCCAUUCCUAGAAGCAAAGUGUUGAUGGGAUAACGUGUCCCUGGGCUUCAGGACCGUGUCCCUGGGUGGGGGUGGACUGAGCAGAACGGGGGUGCUAGGAGGGAAGGUGUUGCCUGUCCCGUGGACGCAGAGAGCCGGGCUCGGGCCCCACGCAGGGCCUGCUUCUGCCCAGGUGUGGCCUUGUGUCUGCCCAGAAGGCAGCGGAAGAAGCUGGGGCCGAGGCAGAAGGGCCAUGGGGUCACAGGGAAGAAAGGGCUGCAAGGUUGGCGUGGUCAGGGCUUUCCUGCCUCUGCUCCAGGCAGCUCCUGCAGCACAUGGGGAACACGGCAGCCAGGGGUGACAGGUGUGUGUUGCGCGGUGGGGAAGCCAAGGCCACAUGCAAGGCUGGGAGGCUCAGGCCCCUGCUUGCACCAGGCAUCAUGGGCUGUGCAGUCAGUGCCUGCCUGACUGGCGUUGGCACCGCCCCCCACGUGCCUGGCGCCUGCCUGGGCAGAGCUGCGGGCACGUCCGACAAGCAUGGUCAGUUAUCCCCCAGCGCAGCUCCCACGGGCAGGCACGGGCUGCCCUUGUCCCGGGGGCCUGACCUGGGCCCAGCAGCCAUCUUGCUCUUCAGCCAAACCCUGCUCCCAUCAGUGCAGACUCCUGCUCGCAGCACGCCCGGGCGCUGAGUGCAGCGCUGGCUCCGCGCCCCACGGCCUUCCCCGGGCACGGGCCCACAGGCAGGUGGCACCGGAGCCUGGUCCCUGCUGCCGGCAUUCACGCCUUGGCGCCCUCCUUGCCCCAGAAGCAGAGCUUGGUGUCAGGCCGCGCGGCAGCGUCAGGCUGGGCGUCUCUGCGCUUCCUGCUCGGCUGCGGCCC